AUGGCGACCUCUCCCGAUUCAAACUUGAAGGUUGUCUUUGGCGCAAUGACAAUCGGCGCGCCUGAUGAUGCAAAUGCCAUUUUCGACAUUUUCCAAAAUCAUGGACAUACAGAAGUGGACACUGCUCGCCUUUAUGGCGCGGGUUCUUCCGAAGAGAUGCUAGCGAAUGGCGACUGGCAGAAGCGCGGUCUUGUGAUGGGGACGAAGCUUUACCCGAAUUAUCAUUCGGCUAUCCCAUCAGGCGAAAGAUAUACGCACAAGCCGGAAGAUGUCCGCCGAGGGCUUAUCAAAAGUCUUAAGGCGCUCAAAUGCGACAAGGUCGAUCUUUUUUAUCUCCAUGGCCCGGAUAGGAACACCCCAUUCGAGGAUACUCUGCGUGAAGUGAACAAACUGUAUGAGGAGGGCUUUUUCAACCGCUGGGGCAUCAGCAACUAUUAUUCUUGGGAGGUCGCUAGCAUGGUCGAGAUCUGCAUCAGAAACAAGUGGGUUAAGCCGACUGUCUACCAGGGCGUUUACAAUGCGCUGCAGCGUAACAUUGAGGCCGAACUCGUCCCCUGUCUUCACCACUAUGGACUUUCCAUCUACGCAUUCCAGCCUCUCGCCGGUGGGUUCCUGACCGGAAGAUAUGAGCGCAAUCAGAGCGAAUUUGAGGCUGGCUCUCGAUUCGACCCCCAGCACUGGCAAGGAACGCUCCACCAGGGCCGUUACUGGAACGAUUCGUACUUUGACGCCCUAGACAUUAUCCGCAAGGCUGGAGUGGAGCACAAGUUGACAGUAGCGGAGAUCUCUCUAAGAUGGUUGAAGCAUCACUCGUCACUUAGCCAAUCGCUGGGUGAUGCAAUUAUCGUGGGUGCGAGCAGCACGAAGCAUCUCGAGCAGAAUCUGGUAGAUUUGGAGCAGGGUCCGCUACCGGAUGAAGUCAUCAACGCUCUGGAGUCUGCUUGGAUGAAGGCUAAGGCAGUGGCACCCAAGUACUGGCACUGA
This is a messenger RNA of Didymosphaeria variabile, 984 nucleotides long. RefSeq lists its product as uncharacterized. Lineage: Eukaryota; Fungi; Ascomycota; Dothideomycetes; Pleosporales; Didymosphaeriaceae. The coding region runs from base 1 to 984 and encodes 327 amino acids. The transcript is spliced from 2 exons. The record is from RefSeq and is a predicted model, not a curated record.